Molecule: messenger RNA, 1053 nt
Organism: Ostrea edulis (European flat oyster)
Lineage: Eukaryota; Metazoa; Mollusca; Bivalvia; Ostreida; Ostreidae
Product: craniofacial development protein 2-like
Exons: 1
Coding region: 1-1053 (350 amino acids)
Biological process (GO): chromatin remodeling
Cellular component (GO): nucleus
Molecular function (GO): catalytic activity
Source: RefSeq, a predicted model, not a curated record
AUGACGGAUGACAGCCAAAGCCGACAGGACACUGACAUCCAGACGGCAGACGUUCUCACCCCUAAAGACGUAUGCAGAGUUGGAUGCUGGAACGUACGCACCCUCUACCAAACAGGAAGGCUAGCACAAGUCAUCAAGGAGAUGGAGUUGAAUAACAUCGAGAUGCUAGGAGUUUGCGAAACGAGGUGGACUGGAAGUAGAUCCCGGAAGCUAGCUACGGGACAUACCAUCAUUUAUUCAGGAAGGAAGGAUGACCAUCAUAGCAGAGGAGUAGGUCUUAUAACCAACAGAAGACUCAGUAGAUGCAUGAUUGGAUGGAAGCCAGUGAGUGACAGAAUUCUGACUUCAAGAUUUCACUCAAAGUAUGCCAAGCUGACAGUCAUUAUCUGCUACUCUCCUAUAGAAGACUCCGAGGAGGAAGAGAAAGAGGCAUUCUACGACCAACUUCAGAAGACAGUGGAAGAGACACCAGUCCACGACGUGCUUCUGCUAUUAGGAGAUCUCAAUGCAAAAGUUGGGACAAACAACGAAGGAAAAGAACGGGUGAUGGGAAAACAAGGAUGUGGUAUCAUCAAUGACAAUGGAAGCAGACUUGUCAACUUCUGCGAGGACAAUAACCUGGUCAUUGGAGGCACCAUCUUCCAGCACAAGAACAUCCACAAAUGGACGUGGACAUCGCCAGAUGGACAGACCAGGAAUCAGAUAGACCAUGUCCUGAUAAACAAGAGAUGGAGAGGGACACUACAAGAUGUAAGAGUUUUACGGGGAGCUGAUGCUGGAAGUGACCAUUCUCUUAUCCUGACAAAGCUGAAACUGAAGUUGAGGAAAGCCAAGAAAGGGGAACAACGAUCACUGCUUCUUGAUGUACAGAAACUGAAAGAUCCAGUGAUAAUGAGAGCAUUCCAGCUGAAAGUCAGGAGCAGAUUCGAGGUGCUACAAGAUCAACAGCAACUCGACCUAGAUGACUUCAACACAGUGAUGAUGGAAGUAGGACAGGAGGCACUUGGGUUGAGAAGAAAGAAGAAUGGAUAUCAGCCAAGACCUGGGAUAUGA